AUGGCAACUCAAGAUACUUUCUCAGCACAACGAAGACAGUGUCGAGCCAAAUCUGAUCGCCAGGCUUGUCCAGUCGCAAGCUAUGUCAUGGACGCAUCGAAAAAGUGUCCGCUUCGUGGAGUUACCAACGGAGACCGCCAGUCUCUUCCAAGCGCCAACAUUGUGAAUGGAGCAUCACCAAUCCGAGAGAAUGUUCAUUUCAGUGCCAGUAUCGUCAUUGGUUGCAUCAUCUUUAUGCGAAUCUUCCUCAUCAGCCUACGCUGGUUCCCGCUUGAUAUCGACUUCGGACAAGACUUCAUCCUCCUUCGCUUGAAUCCUCGUUGGCUUGCUGGAAAUUUUUCGGUUCCGUUCGUGUUAUGGCUAGCUACCUUUUUGGCCCGUCGCGGAUCCGCCUCGCUUAUAGCUGGAGGUGCUCGCAUGUGGGUCCAGAGAAGUUCCGACACCGUUCUGGUUCACAUCGUGGGCUGCGUUUCUGCUUCGGCUUCUACCGUGCACGUCGUAAAGACUUAA
This is a messenger RNA of Letharia columbiana, 510 nucleotides long. RefSeq lists its product as uncharacterized. The record is from RefSeq and is a predicted model, not a curated record. The transcript has a single exon. The coding region runs from base 1 to 510 and encodes 169 amino acids. NCBI's taxonomy places the organism in Eukaryota, Fungi, Ascomycota, Lecanoromycetes, Lecanorales, Parmeliaceae.